Triplophysa rosa is the source of this 2433-nucleotide messenger RNA. It is a transcript of the gene pdia2, whose product is annotated as protein disulfide isomerase family A, member 2. Gene Ontology annotation, biological process: protein folding; response to endoplasmic reticulum stress. Gene Ontology annotation, molecular function: protein disulfide isomerase activity. The record is from RefSeq and is a predicted model, not a curated record. Gene Ontology annotation, cellular component: endoplasmic reticulum. Lineage: Eukaryota; Metazoa; Chordata; Actinopteri; Cypriniformes; Nemacheilidae. The transcript has 12 exons.
UAGAGUAAAACCUGUUCAACACCACAUGAUCGGACAGCAGCAUGGACAGGUUCAUUUCAGCACCAUCCGAUCAUGAGGCUCCUACCUGUACUGGCUUUCACCCUUCUUCUCUGCGCCUUGUGCGUACGGGCAGACGAGCAAAAGGUUGAAGAAGAAGUUAAGGAAGAAGUUGAGGAACAUGUUGAGAAAAAAGAGGACAAUUCUGAAGAGGAUCCAGAACCAGAAAAGACGGACGAAAUUACAGAGGAGAAAAACGUCAUGGUCCUUCAUAGCGUCAACUUCGACAGGGCGUUGAAUGAGAACAAGUACCUGCUCGUGGAGUUUUAUGCCCCGUGGUGUGGUCACUGUCGUUCCUUGGAGCCCAUAUAUGCUGAGGUGGCCUAACAGCUCAAGAAAGAGUCUUCAGAUGUGCGACUGGCCAAAGUAGAUGCGACAGAUGAAAGGGAACUUGCCAAAGAGUUCAACAUCGACGGUUUCCCCACAAUUAAAUUCUUCAAAGACGGCAACAGGCAAAGCGCCACAGAUUUUACUGGAAAGCGAACUGUUAUGGGUAUCAGUAGAUGGCUGGAGCGACACACAGGACCGAGCGCUACUGUUCUGAGUGAUGUAAAGAGCGCAAAGGCACUGCUGGACUCCAACGACGUGGUGGUGGUCGGAUUCUUCCAGGAUCUGGAAGGGGAGGAGGCAAAGACUUUUUAUGAUGUAUCUUUAACUGUAGUGGAGGUCAACUUUGGCAUCACAAGUAAUCCGGAGCUCUUUAAGAAGUAUGAUGUGAAGGGCGAUGCAGUGGUGCUCUUUAAAAAGUUUGAUGAUAAGCGUGCAGACAUGGUGCUUUCCAAAGAUGACAAGCUAGACAAAGAUGACCUGAUUUCCUUCAUCAAUUCCAACCGUGUAGAGCUUGUCAUUACAUUCAAUGAAGAGAAUGCUGAUCAUAUUUUUGGCUCUAAAAUCCAUAAACACUUUAUUCUAUUCAUAAAUUCAACUGUGGAAUCCCACAAUGCACUGCUGGAGGAUUUUAGAGCCGUUGCCAGCGAGUUUAAGGACAAAGUGCUCUUCAUCAAGAUUGACAUUUCAUCUGACAAAGUGAACCACGUGCUACAAUACUUCAGUCUUUCUGAAAAUGAUGUUCCUAUUACUCGCCUCAUCAACACAGAGACCGUGAUGAAAUACGCAAUGAAUGAAACAGUCAUCAAUAAAGACACAUUAAGAACAUUUUGUCAGGGAGUGCUGGGUGGUACAGUACAGCCCCAUUUGAAGAGUCAAGAAAUUCCAGAAGACUGGGACAAGAAUCCUGUUAAAGUCCUUGUAGGGAAGAACUUUGCCGAAGUGGCUUUUGAUGACACUAAGAAUGUCUUUGUGGAAUUCUAUGCUCCGUGGUGUGGCCACUGUAAGGAGCUGGCACCUAUCUGGGAUGAGUUGGGUGAGAAGUACAAAGACCAUGAGAAUAUAAUCAUUGCUAAAAUGGAUGCCACGGAAAAUGAGGUGGAGGAGGUCUCCGCACACGGAUUUCCCACCUUUAAAUUCUUUCCUGCUGUGGCUGAAAAGAAGAUUGUCGACUAUAAUGGACAGAGGGAUGUAGAGACUUUCUCAAAGUUCCUGGAUAAUGGUGGAGUGUUACCAGAAGGAGAGGAUGAAGAUGACGAAGAUGAUGAUGAGGAUGAGGAUAAAGAUGAUGUAUCAGCUGAACCGACCGAGGAGUCCCCAAAAUCUACCAAUGAAACCAGCAAGGACGAGUUGUAAAACAAGAUAAAUCAACUGAAAUCAAUGCCAUGCAUGAGCCCAUGUAUUUUAUCGCAAUAUAAUUUCUUCUGCACUGGACAAUUUCAACAAAUGAAAUACCUGACUAAAUUGAACAAAAAAAACUUAAUAACGUGGACGUUUAGUUUAUGGUCAUGAUUUACAAUUUCAGUGAAGAUCUGUGAUGUACAAUCACUUUAAAAUAUACAAUAUUCUGUUUAAGAAAAAAUUGUUGAGUGAGUUUCAUGAAAUCUGUCAUCCAGUUUUUAAAACCCCAAAAUAAAAAAGUUUUUCAAAUAAAAAGAUAUAAAACGAAUAAAACUCGGUUGUUGUAUAACUGUCCUGUAUAACAUUCAUAAUAAUCUUACUUUCAUUCCGGUAAAGCAAGCGAUGCCAUUUACAUUUUAAUACAUUUAAAAACAGCAUUUUUUAUCAUCAUUUUGGUAUUUGUGGUUCUACCCUUAUAAUUUUAUGUAUAUGAUUUAAAAAUAUAUUUUAUGUAGACCCCUAUUGGGAACAAUAACAAUAACAUCAUGUUAUUUGAUUUUUUUGCCUUUUUAUAAUAAUUUUCAUCAUAAGCAUUUGAUCUAAAUUACUGCUGUCCCUGAUGACGACACUGUGCUCACUGAAACAAUUUUUAAGAACAGAUCCUUAAGACAGCCUGGAGGCCAAAGAAUAACUUAUUACAUCAAAAGU